AUGGCUUUGCAGAAAAUUCUUGCUGCCACUUUCGUCUCAGCUAUUGCCAACCCGGGCGCGUACAAACCCGACCAUACUGGUAGCAUAGACGGGGUUGACAUGUGCUUCGCCUUGGACUGGAAACGAGUCAUUGCCACUUUUGCGUCGAAAACGGGCGCUGGUGCCUACCUCUUGUUGACAAAAGUGUACUAUUCAAAAGCAGAAGCCCGCAACAUGCAUCGAGUUGCCUCUUCUCACCCCAGCGCCACUGGCCCAGGCAGUGCAGGCGUGAGCGUCGCGGAGUGUGGUUGCCGUGAGGCACAUAAGGGGCCACUUGUAGCCCUAAUAAGCUCAUCGCAGGUUGUUUACGCUUCUACGGAAGGCGAGACUAUCGGUACUGGAGCUGGCAGCAACGAGCCGAUCCACGAAGCGGGCCCCCCGGAUUGCCCCGACGAACCUUCCCCACGAAAGACAGAGAAGACCAUGGUUCUAGUCUAUAACAUGACAUUUCUGCUGGAGGAUGUCGGAUCUAUACGUUGA
Molecule: messenger RNA, 519 nt
Organism: Cordyceps militaris CM01
Lineage: Eukaryota; Fungi; Ascomycota; Sordariomycetes; Hypocreales; Cordycipitaceae
Exons: 5
Coding region: 1-519 (172 amino acids)
Source: RefSeq, a predicted model, not a curated record